AGCGGGCCACAUUUCCCAAUAACCCAUGUCCUCCGGGGGUGCGGAGGGGGAGAGCUCCAUUAUCUAACAACUCGCUAUCUAACGACAGCGGUAUCAACAGUGACUCAAGGCCGUUGAGAGUAAGACGACUUAUCAGAUGCCUUCAAACGGCGAUAAAAGCUUCCUGCUCGGCUGGUUGAAAAACACAAAUCGACUCGGUUGAUAUCUAUCACUGUUCAACGACUGUCUUGUUGCACAAACCGAGCGCAUCACUCAUCCAUCUCCACUUGAAGAACCAUCAACCUCACUAUCAUCUGAGAGCAUCUGCAUCAUGGGCGAUCUCGUCAAGGAAACGAGCCAGCUUCAGCUGAGCUCCAUCCCUUUCGGCAAGCCAAUGUUGAAGGAAUUUCUCAUUGACCCAGCUUACCACAACAUGAACCACGGCUCCUUCGGCACCAUCCCCCGUCACAUCCAAACCGUCCUUCGCUCUUACCAAGACAAGGCCGAAGCACGCCCCGACCCUUUCAUUCGCUGGGAGUACCACACCUACCUCAAAGAAUCUCGCCAGGCCGUGGCCGAUCUCAUCAACGCGCCAGUCGACUGCACCGUCUUCGUCCCCAACGCAACCGUGGGCAUCAACACCGUCCUCCGCAACCUGAUCUGGGCUCCCGACGGCCUCGACGAGAUCCUCUACUUCUCCACCGUCUACGGCGGCUGCGCCAAGACCAUCGACUACAUCGUCGACACCCGCCUCAGUCUCGUCUCCUCCCGCAGCAUCCCCUUGGCGUACCCUCUCGAGGACGACGAGAUCGUCGCCCUCUUCCGCGACGCUGUCGCUCAGAGCCAUGCGGAAGGCAAGCGCCCCAAGAUCUGCCUCUUCGACGUCGUCUCCAGCCUGCCGGGCAUCCGGUUCCCCUUUGAGGCCGUCACCGCCGCGUGCCGCGAGCUGGGCAUCUUGAGCCUCGUCGACGGUGCCCAGGGCGUCGGAAUGGUGCCUCUCAACAUCGCCGCCGUAGACCCCGAUUUCUUCGUCUCCAACGCCCAUAAAUGGCUAUUAGCCCCCCGAGCUUGUUGCGUUUUCUAUGUCCCCGAACGGAAUCAUCAUCUCGUGCCCUCUACAAUACCAACCUCGCACAGCUACGUACCUCGGACCGGUGUGCAACGCCACAACCCGCUCCCGCCGAGCGGCGAGCCGCCCUUCGUGACCAGGUUCGGCUUCGUGGCGACGCUUGACAACAGCCCCAGCCUGUGCGUCAAGCACUCCAUCGAGUGGCGCAAGAGCAUCGGCGGCGAGGACAAGAUCAUGGAGUACCUCUGGACCCUGGCCAAAAACGGCGGGAAGAAGGUCGCCGCCAUCCUGGGGACCUUCAUCCUGGACAACAAGUCCGAAACGCUGACCAGGUGCGCCAUGGUCAACGUCGCGCUGCCGAUAGUCAUGGGGGCGGAUGCCGAGACCCUGUCCGUUGGCCCGGACGGCACGAUCACGGUUCCGGAGAAGGAGGCUUCCCUCAUUGUCAACUGGAUGCUCUCGGCACUGGUGAACGAGUACCAGACAUUCGUCGCCCUAUUUUGGCACCAGGGUCGCUGGUACUCGAGGAUCUCGGCGCAGAUAUACCUCGACGAGACGGAUUUUGAGUGGGUUGGCAACACCAUCAAGGAACUCUGUCAGAGGGUGGCGAAACAAGAAUACAAGGUUAAGGUCUAGGAGGGUGCCAAAUAAGCUCUUUGUUUACUAUGUUGGCCGGAGAGCUCAGAGUAUUUAAGCUAGAAUGAGAUUGACCCAUGUAGGUCCUACUUUUACUCGGAUUUAACAGUUGUAGGAGAAGGAAAGUGAAUGUGGCUUUUGCCUUCACGAACUGAUUGUCACGAACUCAUUGCCCC
Molecule: messenger RNA, 1860 nt
Organism: Colletotrichum destructivum
Lineage: Eukaryota; Fungi; Ascomycota; Sordariomycetes; Glomerellales; Glomerellaceae
Product: Putative aminotransferase class V domain, pyridoxal phosphate-dependent transferase, major
Exons: 2
Coding region: 311-1684 (457 amino acids)
Source: RefSeq, a predicted model, not a curated record